This is a messenger RNA of Manis pentadactyla (Chinese pangolin), 1821 nucleotides long. RefSeq names its product layilin (gene LAYN). The coding region runs from base 191 to 1342 and encodes 383 amino acids. The transcript has 7 exons. Gene Ontology annotation, molecular function: hyaluronic acid binding. The record is from RefSeq and is a predicted model, not a curated record. NCBI's taxonomy places the organism in Eukaryota, Metazoa, Chordata, Mammalia, Pholidota, Manidae.
GGCCACUGGGGGGCGGACCAGCGAAGGGUUGCCCUCCCAUCAGUGACGUCCCGGUGGGUGGAGGGGCGACGGGCUGGCUCGGCGCCUUCGACGCUUCCUCAGGGUGCCAAAUUCGUCAGUCCUCAGGAGAUGGUGCUGCGGCCCUUGCAGUUGUGCACGCUGGUGCCGGUCUGCCCGCCCGAGCCUGGCCAUGCAGCCGCGAGCCGUGCUGCGCGCCGCGCUGCUUGUGUCGCUGCUGGUGGGGCCCCGGCGCGCGACCGGACGCCUGCGGAGCGGACAGCCAGUCUGCUGGGGAGGGACACAGAGGCCUUGUUAUCAAGUCAUUUACUUCCACGAUACUUCUCGAAGACUGGACUUUGAGGAAGCCAGAGCAGCCUGCAGGAGGGCUGGGGGCCAGCUAGUCAGCAUAGAGUCUGAAGAUGAGCAGAGACUGAUAGAAAAGUUCAUUGAAAACCUCCUGGCAUCAGAUGGCGACUUUUGGAUUGGGCUCAGAAGGCAGGAGGAGAAACAAAGCAAUAGCACAGCCUGCCAGGACCUUUAUGCUUGGACGGAUGGCAGCCCUUCAACCUUCAGGAACUGGUAUGUGGAUGAGCCUUCCUGUGGCAGUGAGGUCUGUGUGGUCAUGUACCAUCAGCCGUCUGCACCUGCUGGCACUGGUGGCCCCUACAUGUUCCAGUGGAAUGAUGACCGAUGCAACGUGAAGAACAAUUUCAUUUGCAAAUAUUCCAGUGAGAAACCAACAGCUCCUACAAGGCCUGGAGGGGAAAAAACAGAGCCAGCAAUACCCAUACUUCCAGAAGACACAGAGAAAGAAGAUGACAAAGAAACGUUUAAAGAAAACAAAGAAGCUGCCUUGAAACUUACCUACAUCCUAAUCCCCAGCAUUCCCCUUCUCCUCCUCCUCGUGGUCACCACAGUUGUAUGUUGGGUUUGGGUCUGUAGAAGGAGGCAAGUAAAACCUUCAUCAUGUAAAUCUUUGAAAUGGGAGCAGCCAGGCCCCAGAGCAAAGGGGCAGCAUGCCAUCUGGCCCUCUCCUCACCAAGGAAACAGCCCAGACCUAGAGGUCUACAAGGUCAUACAGAAACAAAGCGAGGCUGAUCUGGCUGAGACCCGGCCAGACCUGCAGAACAUUUCAUUCCGAGUGUGUUCAAGAGAAGCCAUUCCCGAUGACAUGUCUUGUGACUAUGACAACAGAGCUGUGAACCCAUCCGAAAGUGGUUUUGUGACUCUGGCAAGCAUGGAGAGUUGCUUUGUGACCAGUGACAUCUAUGUGUUCUCCCAAGACCGAUUGGGGAGAAGCAAGGAGUCUGGAUGGGUGGAAAAUGAAAUAUAUGGUUAUUAGGACACAUGAAAAAACUUGAACUGACAAGAAUGGAAAAAAAAAGAGAAGUAAAAUUCUCUUAUUUUCUAUAAGAGAAAUACUUACAAGUUCUAUGAAGAUGCUCAGAUCAGGCCCUGGGGGUGAGCAUGUGAUCCACAUUAGCUCCUGUUGGGUCCCCAGGUUUGGGUAUAUCCCUUAUCCCAGCUUCUCACCCAGGUCACCCUUCCGAGAAAGCACCUUGCCCUGGCACACAGUAGAAAAUGAACAUCGACUGAUGGGUUAUGUCUGACUUUCAGGGACUGGGGCUUUCAUUGGCAAGGGCAGGUUGUGGCUGUGGGAAUCAGGAAAACCAUCUCUAGUUUUGUUUUUCUUGCUCUAUACAGCAGCGCACAGAAUCACGAAGAGACAGAAAUUACAGAUCUUUUCAAACCCCAUGCAUGCUGGCCAUUGGAUGGCAAUUCUUAUAGCAAGUCAAAUAAAAAGCAGGAAGCAGUACAUUA